UAUGUCUAAUGAAAGUGACGAAAGCGACAGUCCGUUAGAGAGUACCGAAAACUUGCCGGCCGAUCCAGUUUACAGCUUAUUAAAAUAUUCUUCUUAUUUACCAAAGCAAAAUUCAGCGGUUCAUCACGCUUGUUGUCUUCAAAAAUCGGGACAGGCAUCACCAACAAUUUCUCUAGGCUCACCAACAUCCUUAGGUCCGCCAAGCCCAAAAGGUACGGAAGUAAUAGACGAAUAA
This is a messenger RNA of Dimorphilus gyrociliatus, 235 nucleotides long. Lineage: Eukaryota; Metazoa; Annelida; Polychaeta; Dinophilidae. The record is from the annotation of a GenBank genome assembly.